AUGUGUCUCAAAUGGCCGGUGCGUCUGUCCAGCUUGAUCGAGGCUGCUCAGCGUGGGUGUGCCUUCUGCUGCUUCUUCCUGUCCACCUUCUUCCGAGAAUCCAACUUUGAGUCCCAUUACUACACGGAAACCAGGCCCUGGUAUGCGCGUCCGGCUGAGCACGACAAGGAGCGAAUGGAGCUCGUUAAGCAUUGCAUGAGCACGCUCGCCAAGAUGACCAAGGAUCGGUUCGAAUUCUACCUGUUCCCCAUCUGUUCGAGGAAAGGAGUGGGGUUCUGGGAUUUCGACAAGCUCAGGUUCCAGUUAUCCAACAGCAGCUUGGAGAGCUACAGCCGGGAAGACCUACAACGGUGGAGGGUGUUCCACUCGGCGGGUGUGAUCGCCACAGAGCGCUACGUGUUUGCAGCCAAGGGCGACCCUGCAUCCCAACACAUCAGCAGCCGCCCGCCCAACCCCUCUCCGGGCUCGCCCGAGGCCAUCGACCAAGUCAAAGCCUGGCUCCACGACUGCGACCUCCACCACGGCGCCGCCUGCCGCCCGCCCAUCACCGGCUCAUCCCUCCCCUCGCGCGUCAUCGACGUCUCAGACCCAACCGGCACCCUCCGCCUGCACCCAACCACAACCAUCCCCUCCUCCUUGCCCCCGAACCUACAUGUAAAACCCCUCCGCUACGCAGCGCUAAGCUACUGUUGGGGCGGGCCGCAACCCUUCCAAACAACCCUCUCGACCCUCUCCGCCCGGCAGCAAGGCUCAGGCUUCCCGCUCACCUCCCUCCCGCCAACCCUCCAGGACGCAGUUCUCCUCACCCAGUGCCUCGACAUCCCCUACCUCUGGGUCGACUCCCUCUGCAUCGUCCAGGACUCGAGCGAGGACAAGUUCCGCGAGCUAGCCCGCAUGUCCGACAUCUACAAGCACGCGUACCUGACCAUCACCGCGGCGCGCGCGUCGAGCGCGGGGGAGGGGUUUCUGGGUGACCGGGCGGAUCCGGAGACGGGGUUGUGGAGGGCGCUUGUGCCAGUUUCUUAUCGGAUGUCGAAUGCUCACGCGACAUCGUGGGCUGAGGCGGCGGAGAUGCCGCCGCCUCAGGAGGAGAGGGGGACGCUGUAUUUGCUUGAGGAGCCGGCUAGCAUGAGUCAGACGGUGAAGGAUCCUGUCGCGGAACGUGCGUGGUGUCUUCAGGAGAGGGUGCUCUCGCCGCGGGUGGUUAGUUAUGGAAGGUGGCCGAUGUGGAGGUGCAGUCGGGUUGUGGGGAGCGAUGGUGGGUUUGUGCCUUCCUCUGUCUCUUCGCCGGAGGAGAGGAGGUUGACGCAGGCUUUGGUGCAGACUGGGACUAGAUCGGUGGUUGCUGAUGGGGAUCAAAUUGGAAGGGACAUGCGGGGUGGUGGUGGUGGUGAGCUGAACCAUUUCCGCACGGCGGAGUUGCUGGAGACGUGGCGGCGGAUGGUGGAGGAUUACACCAAGAGGAAGCUCGCUUUCUCGACGGACCGGAUGCCGGCCAUUGCGGGGAUUGCGCGCGAGAUGGCCAGGUUAACGGGGAUGGAGUACCUGGCGGGGCUGUGGAACGAGAACAUGCUGCAGGACUUGAUGUGGUAUGCGAAGACCCAGGAGUGGAUGAUGAGGCCUCCUCACACCCUCGAGUAUCCCCUUGCGCCGACGUGGUCUUGGGCUGCUGUGGAGGCCCCAAUUUUGUGUGACGCCGUCACGGGGGAUGCGACGCCUCUUGCGAAAGUCUUGCGGUGCCAAGUGCAUGAAAUCCAGGGCAAGUCGACGUAUGAUGUUAUUGCUGGAGGGGAGCUGGAGAUCCAAGGGCCCUUCAUGGAGCUGAAGAAGGAGGAUGUGGUUGAGCUCCUGCGGAAGCAGAACCUGGCUCCUGCUCCGCCCCUCAGCAAUGACGUGCAGGAGUGGUACAGACAGAUGCUGGACGAUAUGGCGACGAGGCCUGACAGAGACAAGAGGGUGUCAAUCGACGAUGUCGAGGCUCAUCUGCCUGAAAGAGUGUUUGGGCUGAUGCUCUUUGAGCGGGACUGGACCAGCAACCGGUGGGAUGGGAGCAGGCCAAAGGUCGUGGAGACGUGCUAUUUCGGGCUGCUGCUACAAAAGGUUCAUGGCGGCAGGUACGAGAGGAUUGGCUCCUUUUUCAACGACACUUCUGCGUUUCUGGAUCAAAGUGUGAGCCCCUGGGGCGAGGAAACAGUCGUCUUGAUCUAG
Messenger RNA from Parathielavia appendiculata, 2208 nucleotides. Its product is annotated as HET-domain-containing protein. Bases 1 to 2208 code for a protein of 735 amino acids. Lineage: Eukaryota; Fungi; Ascomycota; Sordariomycetes; Sordariales; Chaetomiaceae. The transcript has 2 exons. The record is from RefSeq and is a predicted model, not a curated record.